Molecule: messenger RNA, 3402 nt
Organism: Neoarius graeffei (lesser salmon catfish)
Lineage: Eukaryota; Metazoa; Chordata; Actinopteri; Siluriformes; Ariidae
Product: haloacid dehalogenase-like hydrolase domain-containing protein 2
Exons: 7
Coding region: 2353-3141 (262 amino acids)
Biological process (GO): dephosphorylation
Molecular function (GO): phosphatase activity
Source: RefSeq, a predicted model, not a curated record
AUCACUUUAAACUAAUCAGAAAUCCACUCUAUACAUUGCUAAUGUGGUAAAUGACUAUUCUAGCUGCAAAUGUCUGGUUUUUGGUGCAAUAUCUACAUAGGUGUAUAGAGGCCCAUUUCCAGCAACUAUCAGUCAGUGCAUUUACAUGCACAUAGAGAAAAUCAAAUUUCUGCCGUAGCUCGACUGAAAUCGAAGUUCUAAAUGCCAUGGAAACACCUUAGCUCGGCUGAAAUCGAACCGAACUGGAUUUCUCGUAAUCGAGCUACGCGACCUAGAUUAUGCAAUUGUAGCCGAGCUACUUAGUGCAUGUAAACCCUAUCGAGCUACGUAGUUGAGCUACUUACUUCAGCACUGCCCCUUCUGGAAGUGACGAGUGACGAGACCACAAGCGGGAAACACAACAGCCUCGGUCGGCAUGACAACAGUAGUAGUAGCGAGCAGCAGAAGGGAACACAGAACUGAUAACUUUGUUUAUACUCUUGAAUAGCUCUUCUUCAUGAUGACAACCGGAAGUGUACCAACACGAUGGGGUGUGUAGCGCCACCUGUGGCUCGGGUGCACAAUGUACCUCACACAAUAGCUCGAUUUCCUUGUGUGCAUGUAGGAUUGGAUUUCUCUGGCACCCCUGCUGGGACCCUUAGCUCGAUUACCGACAGUAGCUCGAUUUGGAUGUGCAUGUAAACGCACUGACUCCAGUGUUCUAAAGGCCAAUUUAUGCUGACAACGCAGUCCUCGCAGAUGGCGUCUGCGUAGCCCCCCCACCUUCGCAGACGCUCUGUGCGCACCUCCCAAAAAUUGUGACCACCGCAGAAGCCUUGCAGACAGCGUCGCAGACAAGAGGGCUCUGAUUGGUCCACUCUACAUCCGCUGUACACGCACUUCCACUUCCCUACUUUCCCGGUUUGGUUUGUUUUCACGACUGCCAUUUUUAAAAACACGAGCGAAGAUGGAGCAGCACGAAGAGCGGUUGAUCGAGGAAGUGAGGAAGUACGUACAUCUAUACGACCCCAGUUCUAGUCAUUAUAAGUAACCGGAGGAUAAACACUCCACUAACCACACCCACCAACUACUCCUAGCGAUUUCGCGACUUCGCGCCCCCUUGCGUUGUGGCGGUGAAUAACAUCGCGCACGCCUAUUACUCCCCGCUCAACGAUAAAUUACAACUGUCUGCGAAACGCUAUCUGCGAAAGCCUUGUCGCAAGAGCAUGCAGAGGCCUAAUGGUACAAUGUGUUUGCUCAUUGCCUCAGAAGGCUAAUGGAUGAUUAGAAAACCCUUGUACAAUCAUGUUAGCACAGCUGAAAACAGUUGAGCUCUUUAGAGAAGCUAUAAAACUGACCUUCCUUUGAGCAGAUUGAGUUUCUGGAGCAUCACAUUUGUGGGGUCGAUUAAACGCUCAAAAUGGCCAGAAAAAUGUCUUGACUAUAUUUUCUAUUCAUUUUACAACUUAUGGUGGGAAAUAAAAGUGUGACUUUUCAUGGAAAACACAAAAUUGUCUGGGUGACCCCAAACUUUUGAACGGUAGUGUAUAUCAAUCAUAAAUUCAUGCUAAAUACUACAACAAUUUUCACCAUGCUCUCAAAAAAAAAAAAAUUGUAGCAAGCUAAAGCAGUUUGUCUGUGUGUGUGUGUGUGUCCAGUGUGUAACUGGAGGUGUGAGGGCCAUAAAAUAUCGAAAUAAGAGAGCAGUCUUUCUAACCUAGUCAACAGUUGAUCAAAAAGAUAACUGUGGCUACAGAGACCUUCACACCUUUUGGUGCCUCCAGAGACAGAAAGUCUACGGGAAUCCCAGCACAUUCUGAAACUCAAAACCACAAGCUAAAGUUAAAAUUCUCUCAGACUGGUUCAUCAAAAUCUGAGGAACAAAAACUUCAACAUGUGUCAUCCUUCAGGUCAUACUCCGAGAGAACAGUAGAAGGAUAAACUAGGUUAUCUGGUGUGCACAGAACAGUAUGGCCCUGUUCAAAGGAAAUGGAACAAUCGAGCUUAGUAAAAAUAUCACGACCUAAUAGAUUAAAAGGGGUGAUAGGAAUGACGCAAGCGUUUUCAGGACUCAAAAAGGUUGUUAUGAAAAGCAGAGUGAAAUCAGAAGCAGAUUGAAUGCAGAUAUACAACACUGUCGCUCUGAGUUACGGCAGAGAUUCGACUUUUCGUUAUGGCUUUCCGAGGUGCCAAGCGCAGUGGCGUUGAUGCCAGUAUUGGCAUAAAAGCACAGUGUAUAGACGAGGAGAUGAGAGAGCUGGAUAGACUAAAGGACUAAAGCGCUGCUGCAUCGCUCUCUUCAAGAAGAGAUGAAGCAAGAACUAAACCCUACUGGCACCACGAAUGGCAGGUAGCUGAACAGGACAGUGGGCGAUGGCAUCUCGCCGCGCACUUAAAGCCGUGCUCAUUGAUCUAAGUGGGACUCUUCACAUCGAGGACACGGCUGUACCUGGAGCUCAGGAAGCACUCACAAGGUUGCGUUGUGCUCCAGUGGCUGUCAAGUUUGUAACGAACACAACGAAAGAAUGUAAGAGGACGCUCCUUGAACGACUGCGGCGUCUCAGCUUUGACAUAGAAGAGCAGGAGAUCUUUACCUCACUGACUGCAGCUCGAAACCUGUUGGAGCAGAAGGAGAUGCGCCCCCUGCUGCUGGUGGAGGAUAGUGCACUGGAGGACUUUACAGGUAUACAAACUUCAGAUCCGAAUGCUGUUGUGAUUGGCUUAGCGCCAGACCACUUCAACUAUGAGAUGCUUAAUAAAGCUUUCAGGCUCAUUCUAGAUGGUGCCCCUCUCAUCGCCAUCCAUAAAGCCCGUUACUACAAGAGGAAAGACGGCCUGGCGUUGGGACCCGGACCGUUUGUGACGGGGCUGGAAUAUUCCACUGACACACAGGCCACUGUAGUGGGCAAACCAGAGAAAACCUUUUUCCUGGAAGCGCUGCGGGAUCUGAACUGCAGCCCUGACGAGGCCGUAAUGAUCGGAGAUGAUGCUAGAGAUGAUGUUGGCGGAGCUCAGAACACAGGCAUGCUGGGAAUAUUAGUCAAAACCGGUAAAUACAGAGCAGGUGAUGAAGGCAAAAUAAAUCCUCCUCCUCACCUGACCUGUGAGAGCUUCCCCGAAGCUGUGCAUCACAUCCUUCAACAUCUGCUAGACACCAAAUAAUUUUUGUGGUGCUGUUUAAAGGUACAUUUAACAUGUUUAUACUGUAUGUGUACCAAAAACACAGUACAGUGAAGUGCAUUUGUGUUGGUUUCACUCGUCCUCCUGCAUUUGUCUUCUGACCAAAUAACAUGUCAUUCUUACCACAACAAUUGUAAAAAAUAAAAUGCCUUGAACAUUUCCUAUGACAGCGUUACACUCCAGACUCGUACGAUGAAGCUGAGCCGAUGUUAUAAAUAAUAAAAACUACACAGGUUUAAAAUA